Messenger RNA from Drosophila teissieri, 9832 nucleotides. It is a transcript of the gene Sema1a, whose product is annotated as semaphorin-1A. Gene Ontology annotation, molecular function: semaphorin receptor binding; chemorepellent activity. Gene Ontology annotation, biological process: negative chemotaxis; axon guidance; neural crest cell migration. Lineage: Eukaryota; Metazoa; Arthropoda; Insecta; Diptera; Drosophilidae. The record is from RefSeq and is a predicted model, not a curated record. The transcript is spliced from 22 exons.
UCUGGUUGUUUUAUUUUCGAGGUGCUCUUCUAAAUACAUUAACAAUAAAUUGCGUAGAGAGCGGUACAAUUUUUUAAGUUGUGAAUAAAACAAAUAUAAACAAAAGCUUGCGCAAGUGAAUUAGUUCAAUUGUAAAUUAUAAAUAAAGCAAUACAUAUAAACGGCCGGCAAAACAGAGAGCGCAACUUUUUAGAGAGAGCCAAAUAGGAAAAGAUUAGAGUUGCCAGGUUUCAAUUAGGUACCAUACUGAAAACAGUAAUUAAGCCAGAAACAAAGUGAAUAAGGCGAAAUUGAAUAAAGCAAACGAAUAAACCAAGGAAAUAUGCACAGAAAACGCAUUCAUAGCCUACUUAUCGCAUGAAGCACCGGUACCGUUAACGGAUAAUCGCCGUCGCGUUAAUUCAACUCCCCGCCCCCCUUCGCCGUUUCGCCCGUUCAUAUAGCCGAUAUAACCGUUAUCGCGCCCGUGCAUCUGCGUCUGCAUCUGUGUGCGUGAGUCCUUGUAUCCUCUGUACAUAUGUACAAUAUUUGUCGUCGUCGUCGUCGUGCAUCGUUGUUGUUGUUCUUGCUGUUAUCCUAUUAUUCAUCGUCGUCCGCUGGCAUUAAUCUGCGUAUAAAGUAAAUAUAACAAAUUUGUGUUCUUCGGUGUUGUCUCGUGUAAGUGUCUAUAAUUUGUUUAAGUACGACAAGCGAUCGGUGCGAAUCAAAAAAUUCCAAUUCACCAGUCGACGUCAGUGUGUGCAAAUCGAUAAUCGAGCUAUCAGAACCACCACAACCACAACAACAACCCAAUCAAUCGAUCAAUGUCAGCAAACAAGCGAUAAGCAGGACUCGCUGGGACUAAUCAAUUGCGUAAUCUUUCGAAUAUCUUGGAUCCCAACGUCCAAGGAGUUUCAACUUUUGAACAAAAGUUUCGGCUUACACAAUCCAUUCUAUUGGACAGUUUUUGGAAAGAAAUGACUGAACUUUCAACCCGCAAUCCAUUUGUUCGCCCAUAAAACCCAGAGACAAUUUAAGCCCUGUUAUGACAAGUUGUUGAACAAAAAAUUAAUCAAUAUAUUUUGAAAUAAUUUAAAAUCAAUUUAAAGUUAAAAGUAAAAAGUAAAUUCAGCUGCAAUAACUCGGAAACACGCACAACCAAGCCAAACAAACAUAAAAUCAAAUCCAUUUAAGUGCAAUAAAGUUAGAGGCAAAGCACACACAGAAAAUCAACAAUAAUAGAUGUUGCAAAUUUAAUCAAACCAACUGAAAUUUAACUAAAUUUUAUGCAAAAUAGAAAUGUUAAAUUCACACAACACAAACCACAAUAACAACAGCGGCAACGGCAACGGCAGCGGCAGCAACAACAACUAUAACAAAGGCCACAAAAUGCAUUUGAAAGGUGCAACGGCAAAAGCAACAAUAAUGAAACAUAAGUUAAGCAAAUCUUACGGAUACGGUUGGAUGCAAGUCUUCCUACUACUUACAGUCCUCGUGAUUGGUAAUCAAAGUGCCUGGCAGGAGAAUAUACGACCAAAACUCUACGUUGAAUUAGGUCCCGAAGAUGUACUGAAGUUUGUGGGAAACGAAAGUGUUGUGGAUCACUUCAAGCUCGUUACCAAGGAUGGCAACAGUCUGCUCAUUGGUGCCAGAAAUACGGUUUUUAAUUUAAGCAUACACGACCUCGUGGAGCAGCAGCGAUUGGUCUGGACAUCGCCGGAGGAUGAUACCAAAAUGUGUCUCGUCAAGGGCAAGGAUGAGGAGGCCUGCCAGAACUACAUCCGCAUCAUGGUGGUGCCAUCGCCGGGUCGCCUCUUCGUCUGUGGCACCAACUCGUUCCGGCCCAUGUGCAACACGUAUAUCAUUAGUGACAGCAACUACACGCUGGAGGCCACGAAGAACGGACAGGCGGUGUGCCCCUACGACCCCCGUCACAACUCCACCUCUGUGCUGGCCGACAACGAACUGUAUUCCGGUACCGUGGCGGAUUUCAGUGGCAGCGAUCCGAUUAUCUACAGAGAGCCCCUGCAGACCGAGCAGUACGAUAGCCUAAGUCUCAACGCCCCCAACUUUGUGAGCUCAUUUACGCAGGGGGACUUUGUCUAUUUCUUCUUUCGGGAAACCGCUGUGGAGUUCAUCAACUGCGGCAAGGCGAUUUAUUCGCGCGUUGCCCGCGUCUGCAAGUGGGACAAAGGUGGCCCGCAUCGAUUCCGCAACCGCUGGACAUCCUUCCUCAAGUCCCGCCUCAACUGCUCCAUUCCCGGCGAUUAUCCUUUCUACUUUAACGAAAUCCAAUCGGCCAGCAAUCUGGUGGAGGGACAGUACGGCUCGAUGAGCUCGAAACUGAUCUACGGAGUGUUCAACACGCCGAGCAACUCGAUUCCCGGCUCAGCGGUUUGUGCCUUUGCCCUCCAGGACAUCGCCGAUACGUUUGAGGGUCAGUUCAAGGAGCAGACCGGCAUCAACUCCAACUGGCUGCCAGUUAACAACGCCAAGGUGCCCGAUCCUCGACCCGGCUCCUGUCACAACGAUUCGAGAGCGCUUCCGGAUCCCACACUGAACUUCAUCAAAACACACUCGCUAAUGGACGAGAAUGUGCCGGCAUUUUUCAGCCAACCGAUUUUGGUCCGGACGAGCACAAUAUACCGCUUCACCCAAAUCGCCGUAGAUGCGCAGAUCAAAACUCCUGGCGGCAAGACAUACGAUGUUAUUUUUGUGGGCACAGAUCAUGGCAAGAUUAUCAAGUCAGUGAAUGCCGAGUCCGCCGAUUCCGCAGAGAAAGUCACCUCCGUUGUCAUCGAGGAGAUCGAUGUGCUGACCAAGAGCGAGCCCAUUCGCAAUCUGGAGAUAGUCAGAACCAUGCAGUACGAUCAACCCAAAGAUGGCAGCUACGACGAUGGCAAAUUAAUCAUUGUGACGGACAGCCAGGUGGUAGCCAUACAAUUGCAUCGUUGUCACAACGACAAAAUCACCAGCUGCAGUGAGUGCGUCGCAUUGCAGGAUCCCUACUGCGCCUGGGACAAAAUUGCCGGCAAGUGCCGUUCGCACGGAGCUCCCCGAUGGCUGGAGGAGAACUACUUCUACCAGAAUGUGGCCACUGGCCAGCAUGCGGCCUGCCCCUCAGGCAAAAUCAAUUCGAAGGAUGCCAACGCCGGGGAGCAGAAGGGCUUCCGCAACGACAUGGACUUAUUGGAUUCGCGGCGCCAGAGCAAGGAUCAGGAAAUCAUCGACAAUAUUGAUAAGAACUUUGAAGGUCCCCAAAUCUCCGCAGAUAUAAUCAACGCCCAGUACACGGUGGAGACCCUCGUGAUGGCCGUGCUGGCCGGUUCGAUCUUCUCGCUGCUGGUCGGCUUCUUUACAGGCUACUUCUGCGGUCGCCGUUGCCACAAGGACGAGGACGACAAUCUGCCGUAUCCGGACACGGAGUACGAGUACUUCGAGCAGCGCCAGAAUGUCAAUAGCUUCCCCUCGUCCUGCCGCAUCCAGCAGGAGCCCAAGCUGCUGCCCCAGGUGGAGGAGGUGACGUAUGCGGAGCCGGUGCUGCUGCCCCAGCCGCCGCCGCCCAAUAAGAUGCACUCGCCCAAGAACACGCUGCGCAAGCCCCCGAUGCACCAGAUGCACCAGGGUCCCAACUCGGAGACCCUCUUCCAGUUCCAGCCCGACGGCUACAACACCCAGCAGUCGUAUCGCGGUCGCGACAACUUCGGCACGCUGCGUUCCCACCAGGUGAUGGGCGAUAAUUACAGGCGCGGCGAUGGCUUUUCCACCACCCGCAGCGUCAAGAAGGCUGUAAACAACACAAACACACGUAACAGAAGUCUUGGUCGCGCAAGAAGACAGCCGCCCCGUCAUGGCAUUGUAACUCAACACCGCUCGAAUAGCCCCCAGCAGCAGCAACAGCAGUCGCAGCAGCCGCACUCCAGUUCCGGCUCCUCGCCCGUAAUGUCCAACAGCAGCAGCAGUCCGGCUCCGCCCUCCAGUAGUCCCAGUCCGCAGGAGAGCCCCAAGAACUGCAGCUACAUCUACCGUGAUUGAUUGAUAUGCAAUACCAAAUCGAUGCCACUCAUCCAGGCCCAGUCCACGCACGUCCAGCCACACCCACACACACACCCGCAUCCACACCCGCUUCCGCCCCCCGUUCCGACCACGCCCCCAGCCCAGCCACGCUCCAGGAGUCCAGUGAUCAGCAGGACGUACGCCAAGUCCAUGCCCGUCACGCCAGUUCAACCGCAAUCGCCGCUGGCCGAGACGCCCUCCUAUGAGCUCUACGAACGCCACUCCGAUGCCGCCAACUACCACUUCGGGGAUGAGGACGAUGAGGAAGAUGACGAUGACGAUGAGCACGACCAGGAGGACACCUCAUCGCUGGCCAUGAUCACACCGCCGCCGCCCUACGACACUCCGCACCUGGUGGCAUCGCCACCGCUGCCGCCGCCACGUAGAUUUCGCUUUGGCAACCGGGAGCUCUUCAGCAUGAGUCCAGCCGGAGGCGGAGCCACGCCCACCGCCUCGACAGUCAGCCGCGGCAGCAGCGCCAUAACGCCCACCAAGCUGAGUGCGGCGGCAGCGGCCAUGUUUGCCGCACCCCAAAUGGCCACCCAACUCAACCGGAAGUGGGCUCAUCUGCAGAGGCGGCGGCGCCGGCGCAACAGCAGCUCCGGCGACUCCAAGGAGCUCGACAAACUGGUCCUGCAAUCGGUCGACUGGGAUGAGAACGAGAUGUACUAGUACGCAAACCAACAAUGAGAUAGCAGAAGCACUUUGAUUCAGAAUUUAUACACCUUUGUUUGCAUACUUAAAUGGGAUCGUUUGUAAAAUCGUGUUCCUAAACAAGAAACACAGUUACAUGUUAAAGUAAUUAUUUUUAAUUGUUGUAAAGAUGCUGCAAUCUUUGUUUUCUGCUACCUCACUUAGUACACACUACUUAUUUGCAACGUGGCGCUCCCUUCCCUUAAACUCAAAACCGCAAUCGGAAAAUCAUUCAUUAGCGAUAGAAACUGGAUGGGGAUUUACUUACACACAAAAAGCCAGAGAAGUUAUACACGAAGUUUAUAGUUAUAUAGCCUUUAUACAUACUCCCCGAUCUGCUAAGUAUACACAAGCAUAACAGAACAUACGUAUAUAUGACUCUAUAUAUAUACCAAUAGAUUUCAUAGACGGUUCACAAGGAUCGGCUACGCUAAAUUAGAGCUGCAAAAUGAUAUUGUUAAUUACGAUUAGAGCGAAAAAACAACAGAUGUAAAUAUUAAUCCUAGAGAUGGGAAGGACGUAACAUACUGUAAGCAAACCUUAUUCGAAUAGAGUAUACACAAGAUAUACAAGAUUUUUUGCAUUUAACCCAGAGAAAUUUAAAAUAGAUAAAAUUAGAAAGUCAUAACAAAUGGUUAAGAACAAAGAGAAAACAAAACAAAACAAAACAAAACGAAACGCUUAUUACUGAUUUAUACAAAUGAAAUAAGUUACCGGAAUAGUAGGAGGGCAAACAAAUUAGUCUUAAGCCGUCAGAAAUCUGGGAAACAGGAGGGGAUUGCAUUCGGGAUUCAUUCCGAACUGGAACUUGGUACUGCCAAACGCGAUGCAGCGCUCCCAACGAAAUCGAGUCCAUCGAGUGCACUUUCCAUUGUCAAUUUCAUUUGCAGAGCCUCAAGCUAUAGUACUUCUUCAGACUUCCGAAUUCAGACUACAGACUACAGACUCCUGCGCUUCUGCUUCAGUCUGCUAUAGGAACGUGUAAAUUAUGUACAGGACUAUACGCAUUAUUCAACCGAUCUGUACAGUGCGAUCUGCAGUAUGUGCGAUAUGUGCCAUAAUUGGGCAUGUGCCCUCUUUGAGUUUAGUUGUUAUUGUUUGCAUUGAUUCAGAAUAGUUCUUUACCGAGAACACAACUCGCUAUCUUUGUAUAUACUCGAAUAUAUAUACAUAUAUAUAUAUACAUAUAUAUAUACAUAUAUGCAUGAAGACGGAUACACAAAUUUCAUGUGAAGUGAUCGAUCAAAAUUUAGUGAAAGCAUUCAAACUGAACUUUAGCCUAGCCACAUAGGGUUUGUAAUAUAGACUGGACAGAGGGCAGAACAAAACUUUUGAAAAUAUUUUCACUAGGGGCAUUGCUAAUGUUGUUCUCAUAUUAAAGUAUAUUAGAAAUAGGAUAAGCCAAUUGAUACUCAAUAUUUUGUAUGAGAAACAUUCAAAUCAUCCGAUCAAACUUGGAAAUUGCGUUGCAAAACGAGUAAAAAAGCGUAGAAAUAUCUAAAUCAAAGCAAAUGUAUAAACGACAAAACCCAUAAAAAAGCAGUAGAUUUAAAAAGUAAACCCACACAAAAACGUAAGCGUAUAUAUUGAUUAAUAUAUACUUUAUGCAGCUGCAAUUUAAUGCUUUUUAUAUGCCAUUUUACUUUUUGACAAAAUGUAUACAACCGAAGAAAAAUCAUCAACAGCGGAAAACGAAAAUGCAUAGAAACCAAGUAGAAUCAUUACGAUUACAUUACGAUUUAGACAGCCAAAGACACGAAUGAUUUUAAAAGUUGUUUUUAAAGUUGUUUGUGCUAAUUUUUAAUUAGUUUUAUUUGUACAUAAAUAUUAUUUAAAGCAAUUUAUACCGCUAAACAAACUGUGUAACACUAAUGUUACUGUUUCUAAUUAUUUAGUUAUUCCAUUAUGCUCUCUAUUAUUGUCUUCUUUUUCUUAAACGAAAUAGUGUCGAGUAAUUUGAAAGCAAUAAAAACCCUUGGAAAAAUAUAUGAAAAACAUAAAUGAGAUUCAGACACAUAGAGUAGCAGCAGAUGGUAAAACUUAGGAAUACACUAGAGUUUUGAACUAAUUCUAGAUCUACAUCAACUACUUAUACAAUUGCAUACAAGUAUUAAUUGAAUCAGAUCAUUAACUUUUAUACACUUUACCAUUUACAUACGAGUAUAUACAAGCAAACUGAUUGCCGAUUACCGAUUAUUCAAUAUACAAGGCAAAUUUAACAUGUAAUUGUAAUUUGAAGCCAGGCUGCAAUUGAAAGGUUUUACAGUAAAUCAUGCCUACACACAUAAACCAGCAACAACAGUAACAAGAUCAGAGAAUCCGUAAAUAUAUACUUAUACAUAAUAUAGAUGACCCAUAUACAUACACUUAUUAGAUACUUUAGAAGAGAGAUUCUCUAGAAAUGCUUUUAAAUUAAAAAAUCCACAAAAAAUAACAAAAAAAACGAAGAAAUAAACAAGAAAAAAAUAACUGAUUUAAGCAAAGUAUUUUAUUAAAAACACUCAGUAAGGAAAGGGCAAAUUCAAGCGCAAAAACACAAAAAAAAGCAUAUAUAUAAAUUUCUUAAAACUUUCAGCGAAAGGCAAACAUUUGUGAAAUAAGCCAACUCAGACACUUUUUUAGAACAUCAGAAAUUGGAGUUGACGAUGAUGAUGAUGAUCACUAGACGUCGUUGAGAAUACUUUAAAGAUAAUUAUAAGCUAAACGAAAACGAUUUUUAACUUUCUCCGAAUAAGACAAAAACAAUUAUUACCAGCAAAUGGUAGAAGCGCAUUCAUAUUUGCUAAUUAGCAACUUAUUAAACUAUAAAGAACAAGCAACAUUUAAAAGCUAGAGCAGAAAGCAGGAACCCACACAAAAAUGAAAAAGCAAAUACAAAAAAUAAAAUGAAAACAUGAAUCCAUGAAUCCAUGACACCACACACCCAAGUUUUCAUUUUCCAUUAAAAACGAUAUAUAUUCAAGUGCUUCUUACAUAAAAUAAAUAUAAAUAUAAAUAUAUAUGAAACAAAAAAUAUAUUAAUGAUUACAUGAUAGAUAUUAUUACAAGCAGGCAUUACAUUAUAAAUACCUACUAAAUAGUUUAAGGCAUUUACCACAAACUUCAUUAUUAUGAACUGUAUUAUUAUGUUUUGUGAAAUCGAGCGAACUAUUACAGAUAAUGAAAAUCAGAUAACUGAGCGGAUUUAGAGUAAACGUAAUAACUCUGUACUAUAUCCGGUUCCGUUUGGUUUUUUAAUCUCUAAGUAGCCAGCUCUCUAUGCAAAUAGAAUAAAGACGAACACACACUGACACGUAAUCGAUGCAUUUUACUUACUUGAAAGCCAUCAAUGCAGCAAAGUAAAGCGAGUUCUUGAAUUCAAUUUAUAUAAUUAUGUUAAGAUUUUAUAACGCAACCAGCCUAACGUAUGCAUUACCCCUAUGAAUACUAUUAUGCGAAUCUUUGUAAAUACUCACCAACCAAAUAAAUACUCCUUCAUUCAAGCGAAAUCCAGUUCAGACCCCAAAACUCAACACGAAACAUUUGAUUUCCUACCCACACCCACACCCACAUCCACACACAAUCCUAAAGAGAUGCUUAUCGGUUAGGUAUUAUCGAUUAGGUAGCAUACCAGCCACGAGUAUGUUAUCCGUUCUUUAGCGAUUACAAAUACGUAAGGAUAAAUUUAAAUUGUUGAAAAUGUAGCGCAAGAACGUAAUGAGUAAUGAGUAACAAACUAAAUGAAAGCCCCAAAGCGAAUAACAAAUAUUUAACCAAAUAAGUUACGAAAGUUAGACACAAAACGGUACUUCCAAGCAACUAUAGAGCUAACAGCAAGCCAUUUAAAUGAAUGAACUCAAAUGCGAACUAAACUGUAUGAAUUGAAUUCCCGUCCCGAUCCCGGUUUAAAUCCGCUGAUAAGGUGCACCGAAAUAAGCCCCAGAUCUUCUCAAGCAAAUCCAAAGAUCGGUAACGGUUCGUGCGAAAAGGUGGCCCUAUCUUCUAGUUCCCCCAUUGAAAUCUCCUCUACACAACUCCCAUUAGGAAUUCGUCAAGUUUUGGAUUCAGAAACUAAUACACAACACUUAAUUAUUCAUGAAUGCGGUAUGUGCAGUAUCAUAAAUCAGAACGGCACCGCGAAUCGAGAAUCUACAGCAUGAAGAAGCUAUAUAAAACAACAACAUGAACAACAAAAAAUUGUUAGUAAAAAGACUGAGCUACAAAAUAUACAAGAAAAACACAAAAGAAACACAAGCUAGAAACAAAUCAGUGAAUAACUUUGAUUCAGUGACAAAUUAAUUAAUGUGCAUUUUUGGGUAAACGAUUUUUGACGAACGGAAGCCAGCAAAUUCGUUACAAUUUUCAGUCUCAUCAGUCGUAAAUUUGUUAAGAAGUUCCUAACACAAAGCGCAGGCAAAUCCAUUCUGAUAUUAAAUCCAAUCAAUGUCGAGCCAGGUUCAAUUGUGCACCUACCUAGAAGGAACUUCUGCAUUAACUAUUUACUUCUCAGUGCACGAGGGUUUGUUGAAAUCGUAAUUAAUGGAAGCUGCUAAAGAAAAUACGUAAUUUGACACUUUGAUACUUUUAAGUUCGAAUUUGGAUUUGAAUUAAGAGGCUUCUUGUUUACUUUGGGCCACUGCCACAGCAUAAUCGAGAUUAAAAUACCUAGAAUGAAUAUAUAUAAACACGUAUAUACAUAUAUAGACUCAAGUAUAUAUGCAUACACUUGCUUUUAGCUUUCCUAGAACUCUGAUUUCCAUACUUGAACGUACAGUAAGCUGCGAGACAUAAGAGAUAGUCGGUCUCAGGCACGAAAUAAUCAAACUGAAGCUGAUAAAAACGACACGAGCUCAAAGAUUUGGUCCGAGACACAAUUAAUUCCACACAAACCAAACGGAUCGGAAAACAUUCUGACGCAAGCCACACAAAAGUUGAACAUGCAUGGCGAAAAAGAGAAAUCGAUUAAUGAAAACCGCAUAUUAUUAAUGAUUAUUAUAUUGUAUUAUUAUAACUGAAAUAUUUAGAUGAAAUGACGAUUCUUAAUUAUAACACAUUAUUAUAGAUACAUACUGAACAAACCGAAGCAAAAGAAGAAAUUGAAAUGAAACUUAAAAAAAAAACAAAA